Messenger RNA from Melanotaenia boesemani (Boeseman's rainbowfish), 5135 nucleotides. Its product is annotated as SLIT-ROBO Rho GTPase-activating protein 3-like. Gene Ontology annotation, biological process: signal transduction; negative regulation of cell migration. Lineage: Eukaryota; Metazoa; Chordata; Actinopteri; Atheriniformes; Melanotaeniidae. The transcript is spliced from 22 exons. The record is from RefSeq and is a predicted model, not a curated record. Bases 394 to 3729 code for a protein of 1111 amino acids. Gene Ontology annotation, molecular function: protein binding. Gene Ontology annotation, cellular component: cytoplasm.
ACUUGCAAAGAGAAGGAGAGAGGGGGGAAUUUUAGGCUGAAGGAGCUCACAUCGCUGAGGCUGUUUCCUCCCGAGGUUACAGCGGAGACUGCGUGAAAUGUACAUCAAACGUGAAUUGUUUUCCGAUGCACUGAGGAGAACUGGUGAGGAGGAGGAGGAGUGGUCAUUAUUAUGCACUUUUAGAUCGACGUCGCCUUGAACGCAGCGCAGCACCCAUCGCAGUCAGUCAGAACCUCGUGUGCGUUUAAUCUCCGAAGUUGUGUCGAGCAGGCGAUGAUUCGCAUCUGAUUGUUGAUCAACUAUCUGGAGAGGACUGCGGACGGGCAGACGCUGCAUUGUGGCGACCGAGACGCUGAUUUUUGCCUGAGGAUCGCACAAUCCGUUCAUCCCAAAAUGUCAUCUCAUGCGAAAGUCAAAAAGGACAAAGAGAUUAUUGCCGAAUAUGAGACCCAAGUGAAAGAGAUCCGAAACCAGCUGGUGGAGCAGUUCCGCUGUCUGGAGCAACAGUCCGAGUCCAGACUGCAGCUGCUGCAGGACCUACAGGAGUUCUUCCGCCGGAAGGCCGAGCUCCAGCUUGAGUAUUCCAGAGGUCUGGAUAAACUGGCCGAGCGUUACUCCGCCAAGAUCCGCACCUCCAGAGAGCACCAGCACUUCAAAAAAGACCAAAAUCUUCUUUCCACUGUGAAUUGCUGGUAUUUGGUCUUGGACCAAACCCGACGAGAAAGCAGAGACCAUGCUACUCUCAGCGACAUCUACAACAACAACGUCAUUGUCCGUCUGGCACACGUGGGUGAGGAUGUCAUCAGACUUUUCAAAAAGAGUAAAGACAUUGGGGUGCAGAUGCAUGAAGAGUUAGUGAAAGUCACUAAUGAGCUCUACACAGUGAUGAAGACGUACCACAUGUACCAUACUGAGAGUCUCAGUUCUGAAAGCAAACUGAAGGAGGCAGAGAAACAGGAAGAGAAGCACAUUGGCAAGGUUAAUGACAGUGCAGGCCUGCUGCGAUAUGGUCAUGAUGAACGUCCACAGCGACGAAGUUCUGUAAAGAAGAUGGAGAAAUUAAAGGAAAAGAGACAAGCCAAGUACUCUGAAAACAAGCUGAAAUGCACAAAGGCCCGAAACGACUAUCUUCUCAAUCUGGCAGCUACCAAUGCCCUGGUGGCCAAAUAUUACAUCCAGGAUGUCUCAGACUUGAUAGAUUGUUGUGAUUUAGGGUACCAUGCAAGCCUGGCUCGCACUAUGAGAACAUACCUAUCUGCUGAAUAUAGUCUGGAAACCUCUCGCCAUGAGGGUUUGGACUUACUGGAGGGAGCAGUAGAUGCCAUGGACAUCAGGGGAGACAAGCUGAAGUUUAUGGACACACAUAGCCACAUCUUCUGUCCUCCAGCACGCUUUGACUAUCAGCCACACAUGGGGGAUGAGGUGUGUCAGGUGAGUGCACAACAGCCUGUCCAGACAGAGCUGUUGAUGCGCUACCACCAACUGCAGUCUCGCCUCUCCACACUGAAGAUAGAAAAUGAAGAGGUGAGGAAAACCCUUGAUGCCACCAUGCAAACUCUUCAGGACAUGCUCACUGUGGAGGACUUUGAUGUUUCAGAGGCCUUCCAGCAUAGCCAAUCCACAGAGUCAGUGAAGUCGGCUUCCUCUGACUCCUAUAUGAGUAAGGCGAACAUUGCUAAGAGGCGAGCCAAUCAUCAAGAAACGGAAGGCUUUUACUUCACUAAAUAUAAGGAGUACUUGAACGGCAGCAAUCUCAUAGUUAAAUUGCAGGCUAAGCAUGACCUUCUGAAGCAGACACUUGGAGAAGGGGAGAGGGCCGAAUAUGGAACAUCACGGCCCCCCACUCUCCCCCCUAAACCCCAGAGAAUGCAGGAGUCUGCACCUCGCUCCAUUUUUAACCGUAGGCUGUUUAACGGCAAUAUGGAGGCCUUCAUUCAGGAUUCAGGGCAGCCAAUACCAGUGGUGGUUGAGAGCUGCAUCCGGUACAUCAAUUUGUACGGUCUUCAGCAGCAAGGUAUAUUUCGGGUUCCAGGAUCUCAGGUCGAAGUCAAUGAUAUUAAGAAUGCAUUUGAAAGAGGAGAGGACCCGCUGAUGGAUGAUCAGACUGAUCAUGACAUCAACUCUGUGGCAGGCGUUCUUAAGCUUUACUUCCGCGGGCUGGAAAAUCCGCUCUUUCCUAAGGAGCGUUUCCUAGAUCUCAUAUCCACAACCAAACUUGACUCUGGUUCGGAAAGAGCUCAUCAUCUUCAGCAGAUAAUUGUGACUCUGCAGCGACCCGUUAUCAUCGUCAUGCGAUACCUGUUUGCAUUUCUUAAUCAUCUUUCCCAGUACAGUGACGAGAACAUGAUGGACCCCUACAACCUAGCUAUCUGCUUUGGCCCUACACUUAUGCCCAUACCAGAUGAACAAGAUCCUGUGGCCUGCCAAGCACAUGUUAAUGAGGUCAUUAAGAUGAUUAUUAUCCACCAUGAGGUCAUCUUCCCAACCCAGCGCGAGUUAGAGGGACCUGUUUAUGAAAAGUGUAUGGCAGGAGGGGAAGAAUACUGUGAAAGCCCCCACAGUGAGCCGGGUGCUCUUGAUGAGAUAGACAACGGUACUGGGCCAAACACAAGUGAUGAAGAAUUGGAGCAGAUUGAGGCCAUUGCUAAAUUUGACUACGCGGGGCGAAGUCCAAGGGAGCUGUCCUUUAAGAAGGGAGCCUCUCUGCUGCUGUAUCUGCGAGCAUCUGAGGACUGGUGGGAGGGCAGACAUAAUGGUGUGGAUGGGCUCAUCCCACAUCAGUACAUUGUGGUGCAGGACAUGGAUGAUGCAUUUUCUGACAGCAUUCAGAGGACUGAUAGUGAGACCAGCAGUGGGCUGCACCACAAUGACCGCCCCUCAUCUAGAAAUGAGAAUCAGUCUCUAUGUGAACACACACCUGAGAACCGCUUUGGACCAGUACUAGGAAGGGUGAGAGUGCGAUCAGAUGGAGCCGCAGUUCCACGCCACAGGAACGGUGCCGACAGCCUCAGCCCCACGAGGGUGGCCGAUCAGCCCCCCAGGGUCAUGCCCCGGCCCUGCAGCCCACACAAAAUAGCACUCAGCAGGGGCCAUGCAGACAGCCCGGAGAAGCGGCGUCUCACCACAUUUGGCAGCGCUGGUUGCAUCAACCAUCCCGAUAGAAAGGUGUUUGUUGACAGCCACUCUCAACGGUCAUCACCAAGCACCACUCGGCAUGCCAGUUUAGGAGACCACAAAGCUCACGAGGCUGAGGCACUUGCUGAGGACAUAGAGAAAACAAUGAAUACAGCACUGCAUGAGUUGCGUGAGCUGGAGAGGCAGAAUGUGGCCAAACAUGCUCCUGAUGUUGUUCUUGACACUUUGGAGCCCCUCAAACACCCCAGCGGAGCCCAGGAUAUUUCUGCCAGCCCGCUGCACACCAUGGUGAUCAGAGAUCCAGAUGCAGUCCAGCGACGCAGCAGCAGCAGCUCCUCCUCUGAGACUAUGACUACUUUUAAGCCUGCUCUGUCUGCUCGUAGGCCAAGUGCACCAUUAAGGCCUCCACCUGUCAGACCUGUCCGACCAGCUCCUGUGAUUGGACAGGGCCAGGGUCCACACCGCUCCAGCAGCUCCAGUUCAUCUGGUCUGGGCAGUCCAGGCAUCACCCCAACUGAAAGGGGCUUUCCCAAAGCACCCUCCCCAUCUCCAUCAACCUCCUCUUCAUCCUCAGACAAACAAAGUAACAUGUAAUCAGCAGUCAAGAAACUGAAGAACACGGUGGAUACUGACUGAUUGUGAUUAUCAUCACACCCCCUACACCUCCUCUCCUCUGCAAAACAUUGACACCAGGUCUGUUUGGUAAAUAUUUAACACUGAUCUUAUACAGAGAAUGAUAGCUUCUUCUGGUGUCUGGCCACACUUGGUUGGAGCUAGACGGUGUACUGAUAUAUUACACAGAAACAGGAUACAAAUGUAUACUUUAUAGAAUGCUACCAUGCUAAAUAGCUAUGCUGGAAUAAAGAGAUGCACUGGAAUAUAUUUCUGUUUACUGAAGUAUGACAAUGAAACAUCUCAUGGAAAUGUUAUUAGAUUACAACAAUGCUGCUGUGAGUUUGUUCAGUGGUUUCCUGCUCCAUUAUCAUGGAACACUUGAGGGAAUAUUUCACCUCCUAUCAUGUAGAAAUUCACUCUGUCCUGGUUGUCCAUAUAAUCACGUUAUUAUAAUUCCUUUGGCACCAUUUCUAAAGUGUCAGAGACAUAGAGAAGUGUCACGCCGUAUUAGAAGAUGGCCAACAUGGCUAAAGGAUAAAACUGGUGUGGACUUGCAUCAAGCUGCACUUCUUCUAAUGACCACAAGAGGCUGGCUCCAAGAAAAUUCCAGUCAUAUAAUUGACAACAGCCUCAAGUUAUGGAAACUGUUUCUUUGAAAUAUGCUAUUGGUACUUUGUACAAACAUUCUAUGCAUAGUGGCUUUAAAGGAAAUUGAGAUUUUGUGCAGAUAUUGUUAUAUAUAAGACAUGUAAGAAGUUAGAAAAAUAAUUUGGUUUCAAGCACAAAUACAACUAGUUGUCUGUAAUCAGUGUUGUCACCUCGGCUUGCGGUUCUCCUUCGACCUGCCAAGUUUAUAGUCAAUAUGUAGGGCAAUACCCUCCAACAGAAGCAGUGCACCAGCUCUGCUGUCUGCAUCUCUGUGUCAGUUCAUCAGCAGUGGAUAAAGACUUUUUCAAACCCACUGAGAUUGUAAUAUUUGAGAAAUUGAGUCUUGGAAGACACAGAAUUCAUCUAACUGAUGGACUUAUGAACACUGCAGGGAACUGUGCUGCAUUUAUACGUUCUGUGUCCUCAUUAUGAUGAAGCUGUACUAAGAACACAUCUAGACCUGACUAGAUUGUGCACAGUCACUGCAGGCUGUAUGGAUGUUUAGCUGAACAUGUUUACUGAUGAUGAUAUUUGUUGUCUGUCCCAUGAAAUUGAUCAAUAUAUCUUAAAAGUGUAAUAAGUACAUACAUUAAAGGAAAAUACACAUACUGUUAAAGGAUGCUUGUAAAUAUAACAUUGUAUAAUAGGAACAGGGUAUAUUAUCAUCUAUUGUGUAGAUUUUUGUAAUUCUUAUCCUUGCACAAACAUUAGCAGAACAAUAAAUUGAUGAAAUAUCA